CCAUUGCUCAAGUUGCCCUUCAAACCAACAGACACAGAAUAAUUCCGCAAUGAAAGUCAGCAUGGGCAGUUUUCGCCAUGUUUUCGCUGGAUACUGUUGCCAUGACAGCUUUGAUGGGGAUGUAUGGGUUAUUGCAUGUUUGUUUGGACAGAGGUUAUGCUGGAUACCUUCUUUAGGAUCCCAAAGAUAAACUGAAAAACAACAACCAAGGCCAGUAGGGCGAUUUUGGGAGGCUUUUGUCUGCCUACAAAGAAGUAACGAGAGCCACCAACGAGCCGCUGUUAACCAGGCGGCUGCAGAGAGACCACGGGGAAAUACAGUGUACGGAGCCAGCAUAUUUUUUAGCCUGUGAAUUAAUUGGGAUUUAUUUAGACAAAAACAGAAGUGAUGAUUGUUGGAACAGAGAAAAGACAAACUAAGUCGGAUUUGCUCCUGUAGCAUCUGCUUUGAGUGCUCGCUACAGCCAUCGCUCUGUAGUAAUAAUGGGAGGACUGAUGUGCGGCGUAGGAGUCGUGUUUGGGUCUUUUGCUCGUAACCUGAAUGAACUCUACUUGACAGUGGGGUUGCUGAAUGGUUUUGGCUAUGCAAUGACUUGGCCUCCCACAGUGACCAUGCUGGGCUUGUACUUUGAGAAGAGGCGCCCAGUGGCAAACGCCUUAGCCAGCUCUGGAGAGUGCAUCCUUACCUUUGUCCUCACACCCCUAUUCCAGUUGUUGAUUGACAGCUACUCCUGGAGGGGUGCUUUGCUAAUCCUGGGGGGUCUGCAGCUUAACCUCUGUGUGUGUGGGAUGUUGCUGAGGCCCCUAAAGACCACCAGAUACGUGAUCUGUGAGGACAAAGCAGAGGAAGAAGGCUUGUCCCUGGAAUUGCUACCAAAAGACGACUUGGAGCAGAGUAAACCAAGGUUGCUAGAUGCAGAGGAGCUGAGAGUAUCGAAUCACGGGACAAUAAAGGCAUUUCUUGAGGACCCUGAAGAAAUACCCAAUUCGACCAUGAAAGUACAAGACUCAUACAACAGGAAUAAGAGGGCUGAACUAAGAACCAAAAUCCUUCGCUACGUAGACUAUACCCUCAUCACCAAUGCCAAAUUUAUGGUUUACUCAAUGUUUGGGGUGUUUGCUGCACUGGGUUUCUUUGCCCCAGCUCUGUUCCUGAUUCCAUAUGCUCGUAGUAAGGGGAUUGAGGAGUACCAGGCAGCAGCACUCAUGUCCAUCUCUGCAGUGUUGGACCUGUUUGGAAGAGUGUUCUUUGGCUGGUUGGCAAACUUGAGACUGGUGGAGAUGGUGCUGCAGCUGACAGCAACAAUGAUUCUGUUGGGUACUGUAUUACUCCUCUGCCCGCUGGCCUCUUCUUACUUAGAGCUGGCUGCUUUCAGCGCAGCUUAUGGCCUGAUGUACGGUGCAGCGGUCGCAAUCCACAUCACCAUGCUGGCUGAGAUUGUGGGCGUCAAUAGGCUUGGAAGUGCGCUGGGGUUCUUCUUGCUCAUACGCAGUAGCGGAGGCCUACUUGGACCGCCCAUUGCUGGGUUCUUUAUUGACAAGAUGAGUGAUUACGGAACAGGUUUCCUCAUGGCAGGAGUGUCUCUCAUCGUCUCUGCUCUGUUCCUGCUCCUCCUCCAUCAGAUGAACCGCAGGGGUCAGGGGUCGUCCACCAACAACCACCAUAUGCACACAGACAAUAUCGGACAAAGCUGCAGAGAUGAAGCCAAAGGCUGAGGGACUGUACAAAAUUAUUAAAGGCUGGUGGAAGGGGGGGGGGGGAUUCAAAGUAGGCAUCAUUAUUAUUAUUAUUAUUUUAAAUGUUACUGAGAGGAUCCCAGCUUCCUUAAUGUGUUUCACAUUGCAUUUAAAAGCAACUUCCCUUAUUCGUGAAACAAGAGCUGACUGGUUGUGUAGCAGUCUUGUUUUAAACGUAGAGAUUGGCUGGAACACUCUCUACAUUCUCUCUGAACUUUAAACUUUGGAAAAAAUGUUUGAAGUUACGAAAUUCCUCCUUAAGAGGAUCACAGCAGGUCCCACCUCCCUGUUCUUUCAUACAAAAUGUACAUUAUUGCAUAUGUAAUGCAGCAAGUUUUUUUCCCACAAAUAUGUCUAUUACUCAUGUUGUUUGAUGUCUGUAUUGGUUGGUUUUUAUUACAAUAGUCAAAGUAUUAGGGUACUUCAUCUGAAAUUCUUUAUUCCUUUUUUAAGUUUUUGUCCUUGAAAGAGAUUUACUGUUGUAUUAAAUUAUGAUAAUGGUGGUUUUGCAGUAUUUUCUAAAUGAAAGGGCAAAUAACAAUAUUAAUGCAAGUGAAGGGUCUUGUUUUGUUUUUGUUAACUCUAGUUUCUACUUAAUAUUCAGUACCUUGUCACAACUGAUCGGGCACUUCAAUUUGUGAGUAAUAUAUGAAAAGCAAAAACAUAAUAUAGGGGGAACGAGGAAACUCUUGUGGGAAAAGGUAAUGAUAGCCAAAAAAAAAAGUCAUUGCUUUAUUCACUGAGUCCAAGCUGUGAACCAAUGUUGGGUCUUGUAUUUUUUUAAACGUGAAACACAAAGUUUAACCCUCCUCCCUUUACCUUGCACAGCAGCUGGAUUCUCAAGUAUCACACGAAAAUCCAUCUUGUCAGGCUUCAAAUCAAGUGUUUGUGUCUGACCUGUCAGCUUUCAACAAGUCACCGUCUGGCAAGGAGCUAUUGGCAGCUACACUCAUGGUUUAGGUGUGUGUGACAGCCCCAACGCAAAUUUGCUCAAACGUAAUAGACAGAUGGUUCAUCCAAUCACCUGCCAAUUUUUUUUUUUUUUUUUUUUUUUUAAGUGCCGGCCUUUUUCCAAAGAGUUUCCAAUGAAUGCUUCUAAGAUGCUUCUGUGUAAGGAACCAUCUGGCGCCUCAGGUUACUCCUCCCUGUCCCGGUCAUUUCUGUACAGUCCCUACAGUGUUAAUAUUGAUAUUAAUAUUGAAGUCCCUUUUUGAAAUGCACUAAACUGUAGUAACAUAAAUAAACUGCAGAUACGGUUUACUUAUGUCAGGAAUGCGUCAAUCGUAGAUUCUAAUGAAUUUGAAUGGAUUUUGAUCAAAGUCACAAGUUCACAAAUUGAUUCAAAAAGCAAAUGAAUGUGUAGUGCAUACAGUAUACUAUCUUAAAGUCAUACUUUGUUA
Molecule: messenger RNA, 3136 nt
Organism: Etheostoma spectabile (orangethroat darter)
Lineage: Eukaryota; Metazoa; Chordata; Actinopteri; Perciformes; Percidae
Product: monocarboxylate transporter 2
Exons: 5
Coding region: 483-1715 (410 amino acids)
Biological process (GO): monocarboxylic acid transport; transmembrane transport
Molecular function (GO): monocarboxylic acid transmembrane transporter activity
Source: RefSeq, a predicted model, not a curated record